UUCCCGUAGGCCUACUAACCUUGGGGCAAAUAGACAGAAACGCCAGGGGCAGUCCGGAAAACGAGCAUGACGAGAACGUUAUGGCCCGGUUUCCCUGUCCAUGUUAUCCCUACUUUCUCAUCGGGCAAUGCGCAAGUUCUUUUCAGUAUUUUAGUACUACUAGCAACCAAACCGUUAUACAGCUUCGUAAUGGUUUAGUGUAGCUGUCUUGCUUUGGCGGGAUUUCGUGCGGGGCCUGUGGAGCCUCUCGUGAAAGGGCCUGGGUCUUUUCGCGUGGCCGUUGCCAGCAAAAGGCGAAGUUGUGCGACUCUGCGUUGGGCGGCGUUCCGUUGACUAGCGGCGGGCCAUCGGCCAGAUCGAUGCGCUCCAGACUCUAUGACGCCUUCGAGGGCGGAGUAGCCUCUGGACUUGACUGUCUACGGGUCUGCUGCGGUAGCAGGCUACGGACUACAUAGGCAUGGACAGCUUAGAGCUUUAUAUACGGCGGUGUUCGGGCCUGCUUCUAUCGAGCGGAGUCGUACUAGCAGUAGUAGCGGCGAAUGAUUUCGUUUCUGUAUAUAUGACUCGUCGAGCUAAACGAAAGAUACCGGAGAGUUGCCGCCAUUCUGGCGGACGCCUGCAUCAGCGUACCGUGUUGAAUGUAGCGGCUGCUGCUGCUGGCUCGGCUGUAAAGCGUACACCGGUACUACACGAGUGGCACCCCCGCAAACCCUGCACGACGGCUAACGGCACAAGUGCGGAUGUGCCGGCUACGGAACACUGCGCCAGGCAAGAGACAAUCUGCAGCAAGAGAGCACAUACUAUACUCAGCCGCUGUCCAGCGAUAGGAGCGGAUUGGCUGGCGCCAACAAGACCCGUCGGGUAGUACGCCGCCACAUGAUUCGGUGCACGACGACACGGCGCUCACGACCUCAGCGAGAGCGGUAACAGCAGCUCAUUAACGGAAACAAUCGUUUUCGAGCAAACAGUACUCGCAUCCGCUCAACAAAUUCUUACUUGAGCUGCCUGCAGUCAGUAGUCCCCCUGACGCCACAGUUACCCUGGGUACUUACGCUGUUUCUGUAUCUUGCCUGCUGUAAGCAUUCGGCGCGUGUCCCGCUCAUAUAGUUCCACAAGGUGACCUGCUGUCUCGAAGCUUACAGAUAACUUGCAAUGGACACAUUGGUUUACGCCAGCUGAUAACGAGUUCUGGUGGUGCCGUUCUGUCGCGACAAAUGCUGAUUUCAUUAAUUUGUCUGGCUGUCAUGUCUAACUUCUAUCCUUCUACCGUGCUAUUGGCCUACAAGCCCCUCUGAUGAUUGCGGAUCUGUUACGAAGUGACUGUGAUAGUGCGAGGUUGUGAAUUUGAUUACGGUGAACUUGGCGCGCUGAUAUAUAAAAGUUGAACUCAUUCGGCAAAUGUUGUUAUUCGACGUUGUUCUACUUUGCAGAUUCUCUACCAUGCCAAACCGAACUUAACGAAGGAAAAAUAGCAUCCGCCAUCUCCGGGGAAUUUCCUGGGCAUUGAUAGCAUUUCCACAAUAGUUGAUCUUCGGAAAAAAGCCAGUGCCAUUACGUAGUCGAGGCUUUACUGUUUGGUAUUAAAUCAGUCUAUCCCCGUUACUUUUCAUCUCAUUGCUUGUGGCCCUAUCCGACGAUACUAUUAACCGCUACGGCGUCAGUCACAUAGCUGGAUUGGUUACCGUGAUUCCCUCUUGAGGCAAUCUUGUCAUCAAUGUUCACUGAUACCGUUGCCGAUAUGCUAGUUAGCCUUGAAACGAGCGCGUCUCAGAUACUUUGAGAAGCCUAGUGAUAAAGAGCUAGCAGUUGUACAACAUGACCCUUGGCAACAACAAGUCUUUCCCAUCGACAGCUACCGAUCACGCCGACGCAGGAGCCCCUACAGACGACUGAUCAUUAUAGCAGCAAGCAAAUACGUUACAUAUAUUCCUGUCGAAGAUAACUGGGUGACUAAGUACUGCAUCGGCGUAAUUGCCAGUGAUCUACGCAGGCGAAACUAGGAACGAUUCAUAGAAAGUAACUGAUUGAAAUCGUGUUUUAAGUACGUGUGACGUUUUUGUAACGUCAAUGGACUCAUUAAUUGUCCAGUGCAUAACUAAACUCUCAGUCCAGCAGGGUGCGAAUGAUCGAGCAAAAAUGUAGCCAAAACCGCAGCCGUCACCGGGAACAACACAACGAUAUCUGUUCGCGUCUCGAUCGGGUACAUAUCGUUCGUCGCCGUAUUCAGACAGAUAAUUAAUAAUAAGUUCUACGGCUGCAUAGAAGAAUCAGUUAAUAUCUACUGACUAGCGUCUAGCGCGUCCUUCGAGGCCUCCGACUGUCAAAACAGGCAAACAACUUAAGCGAAGCAACUGUACAUUGCUCUUCGUACUGUGCUUCUCGAUCGUGCAGUUGGUUAAAGCAACUUAUCUCUAGCCUCUUACAUGUCUAUCGGAAAGCGACUAAUUUAAACAGGGGAAUUUAAUCGGCCCCGAUCAUCGCGAACGGCAUAUUCAAGCUUUUGUCGUAGCUCGCUCAAUUCACCGCCUAUAGCGGAACUUCCACCUUUUGAUGCUAUUAGAGUUUAGAAAGACGCGUUUCGGAAACUAUCAUACUUUUAACCGUUACAUGUUCUUCUACUCUGCUACUACAAAUACGGUAUACGACCUAGCCAAAAACGCUAGAUUAUUUAGAGAACAAGCUUUUCUCACCGCACGGAAUGAAACCUCCACACCUGAGCUAACCACCGAGAGCUUUAUUGUGCCUUACUAAUUUUGGACUUCUGACAAAUAACACAUUCGAGCUAUUGGACUGCGUAAAUUUCUCUCUAUGCCGAAAUCAAGUUGAUCAAUUAAUAGGUAACAUCGUGUCAAUCAUGUUGUUCGCGCGAAGAACAGUAACUUCUGUAUAUUGGCCGCUUCCGUUGAUUCGUGCGUAGACGCUUUUUGACAGUCUUGCAAGACCCUCGUUCUGUUGCGGGUUGUCCGACGAGCAAAAGUUACCACUUAUAUACUCAUCGUUCAGCCGUUUGCUGUACUUGAAUUGCUAGUGUUGUUGCUUUCAUCGCCGUCGUCCUUCCUUCCUUCCUUCCUUCACCCGUCGUCUACUGCUGCUAAGAUGCAUCGCCGGCCAUAAAUUCUUGAUGAAAUGAACAUUGUCUAGCAAGUAACUCUCGAUUCGUCGAAGGAUUCGACCAGAGACUGAAAACAGUCAACGUUUGACUUGCCCUCGCCUGGACGGGAGAGCGGAAAAUAGUGUAACCGGCCGAAAGUGAAUUUUCGAUACUACUAGUUGUAGUGACGGAGGUAGAAGCGUGAAGAGCAGCCGUUAGGCAAAACCACUUUGUCCCGGUGAACACAACUGGCCGACUUGAAGAAAUCUUACCUAGAUCGACAAGGACGCUAAGCAAAAAAACCGUCGACGAUAUAACACCUGUUUGCAGUAACGGCUCAUUGUCAUAGACGAGCCGCUCGUCAGCUCGUUAUAUUGUAGUUGUAUAGGUCGUAAAAGCAUCGACGCUAAUAGCACCAUGGACGAAAUAGUCAGUUACUCACCACCGCUAAGUUACAACGGCUAUUUGCCAGAUACAGAAACAUCUGUGCAUCAUCCUUUCUAAAGUAGAAUAUUUUGAGUCCGAGGAUCGGGUCUUGGCUGUUUCCGAGGCGGAGAACACUGUCUAUGUAAGCGGUCCUUGCCUUGUUCAGCGUCUAUACGCUAACUGUAUGGAAGGAACGUCAAGAACGGCGAAGCUUGACAGCCACAUAGCAGGACAAAAGUGGUCCGACAACAAACUAUGGACAGCUUGAAUGAGCGACCAUCGUGCCUACCAAGCAACCUCACUCCUCAAGAGGUGCUUUUCAGUUCGACGACGUCCAUGACUGCUCCACACAAUAAUAACAAUAAUAAUAACGCAAUCAACAAUAAUAACAACACCGCCGUCGACAAUAACUUUGACAAUGGAGACACACUGGCAAGUGCGAACGGAAACGGGCCCCAGUCGAUGGAUCAAAACUUUAAUGAGGCCAGGUUUUACCAAACAGAGGUUGGAAAUACUUCGUUUACGGUGCUCAAGCGAUACCAGAAUCUACAACCAAUAGGCGCAGGUGCACAAGGUAUUGUGUGCCGCGCCCUAGACGUUGAGACUGGUCGAAACGUAGCCAUCAAGAAGCUUUCAAAGCCUUUUCAAAAUGUGAUUCAUGCGAAGCGGGCAUAUCGCGAGUUUAAACUGAUGCGGCUUGUUUCGCACAAGAACAUCAUUGGCCUACUAAACGCCUUUACGCCGCAGGCCAACGUGAGCGAUUUCUGUGAUGUCUACCUUGUUAUGGAGCUUCUCGAAGCUAAUCUUUGUCAGGUAAUCAAUCUCACUCUGGACCAUGACCGAAUGUCGUUUCUCAUUUAUCAGAUGCUUUGCGGCGUCAAACAUCUUCAUUCAGCCGGCAUCAUCCAUCGAGAUCUAAAGCCUUCCAAUAUUGUCGUGAGUAGUUCUUGCGAAUUAAAAAUUCUUGACUUCGGCCUCGCGAGGACGACAGGAAAGGAGAGUUUUACGAUGACUCCUUACGUUGUCACACGAUACUAUCGGGCACCUGAAGUUAUCCUUGGUAUGGGCUACAAGGAGAACGUAGACAUUUGGUCAGUAGGCUGUAUCAUGGGUGAAAUGAUUCGUGGUGCUGUGUUGUUCCCAGGCACCGACCAUAUUGAUCAAUGGAACAAGGUAGGUAAAGUAAGCUAUUGUAGAACCCUGCUUGCAUUUUUGCAACAGCAAAAAAUUAUUUUUCAACGAGAUCUUUAUUUUAUUAUUUAUUGUCUUUAUUAUUAUUAUUAUGAAUCUAUACAAUACUGGUCCUUGUUCUCUAUUGACUUCAAAGGCGCAAACGGUCUGAGGCCGAUGUCAGGUUCCAAUUUUAAUUUAUAUUACCAGGUCAUCGAGCAGCUCGGUACUCCCGCAGAGGAUUUCCAACGACGUUUGCAAAAUUCGGUGCUGACAUAUGUCCAGUCACGACCCUAUUGUCAGGGGUAUUCAUUUGAUAGGCUGUUCACCAAUUCCUUCUUUGCUGACGACAGUCCCGAAGGUCUGGAAAGGGCCAAUCAAGCCAGAGACCUCCUAUCGAAAAUGCUCGUCAUCGACCCAGAAAGACGUAUCAGCGUCGAUGAUGCUCUUCAACAUCCCUACAUUAAAGUCUGGUAUGAUCAUGCUGAGGUGAACGGUCCUGCACCUGAACGAUACGAUCAUAGUAUCGAUGAACAGGACCAUUCAAUCCACGAAUGGAAAGAGCUGAUCUUUCAAGAGGUAAUGCAGUGCCAGGAGCAACUGUAGCUAUAAUCGCCCCAUUGGCUAGCACAGAAAACUUGAGAUCCGAACCUGAGUCUGGAGAUUUUACCUCUUUAUGAAUGCAAUAAAAGUACGGAACUCUCUAAGGGCACGACGACAAUCAGGAGAGAGAGUUCCUGCAAAAUCGAAUUCAAUCUCUGAUCUGCUGGCUUGAUCGCCUGCGAACCUUCUUAUUGCCCACAAGCAAGGGACGUAUCAGGACCUACCUGAGAGAAUGUGCAUAGAUACUCACGAUUAAUGGCAGAAGGCGAUCAUUGCAUGACGCUUCUAUUAACGCAAUAAAGCCGCGCUCAGCUAUGAGCAAAUACUUAGGAAGGGACAGCAAGAGCAAGAAUGGUUUCAAUCACUUUAAGCGCGAGUGGAUGAAAACGCUAAUCGAAAUCAUUCCGACAAGCGUCAGUCAUUUAUAUAUAUAUAUAUAUAUACAUAGAUAUAUAUACAUAUAUAUGUACCCAACGCAUAAUAAGAAAGGCACCGCACCUUCCAUCAUCGAUGAGGAAUCAAACAAGAGGUCUUUGACUAUAGAACUGGUAACUUCAACUGAAUUAGAAAGAGACAUGCAGCGCCUAGCUUUAGGGCCACCGGCCGCACAAUGGAAUCUGAGAAAAAUUCACGAUCGGUAGCUACUAUAGCCACCUGUAUGAGCCAACGCUGGUGGGUGUUUCGAAAACGAAGAUUUAAGAUGACUAUUCUAGUGGGAAAGCGUGUUUUCGUUGGACAAGGGCGCUUGGAAAGAUUCGAAUCCGUAUUUUUUGAGGGGCUAAUAAACGAGACAUGUCGGCUAGUCGCUUCAUACAAUUCUCAGUUGUGAGUUUCCUCAGCUGUGCGUCGGUGCACCCGCACUCAAACAAAAUAACGGCACCAGAUUGCAGUUGUACUAUUGCCACAACGACAAAUUAGUAUUAAACGAAGACCUUCGACGAAACAAAAAACAGACGAAAAGGCCCAAGAUUCAACAAAAAGGACCCCAUAACACGAAAAGUGGCGUUUGAAGCAGCCAAGGUUCGAUUGACACAAGGAACUUGACGUUUAUAUAAGUUGGCACUGUUAUUAGAGGCGUAUAGAAACAACUGAUUUCCUGUAGAAUACGUGUUUGUAGACAACGAAUAUGACGUAACAGAUUAAAUUGGUUAUCGUGUGGUCGUAUCGUAUAUUUAUGACGCCCAUAUAACUAGCUGUCGUACACUUGAACAUUGCAAUGUUAUGCAGAGUCUUUGCACAGGAUUCUCUUGACUUGACUUGACCUGAUCCAGUGAUUUGUCAGCUACACGAAUUAUGUUGUCGGCUCAACACUGAAUCUCGCACCGGAACUAACCAACAAAGAAUGUACGCUUACACUAGCGAGGACUAAAAUAUAUAAAUAUUAGAUAUAUACAUAUAUAGCAGUGCUAUGAUAAUUUAUAGUUUAAAUGUAGUCAAUCGUAGAGGGUUGUGCACUUUUAUGCUUUGGGUGAAAAUGGCAGGCAUUUUACAGUUUGUAGACUCCAUGAUCCGCUCCUGUAGAUGUAUUGCCAUUGUUAGUGCUGAGCUGAUUCAGGUUCCGUGGAUCAGGAGAAAAAAUUGUAAGCUCGUAAGGCUACGUUGGCAGGAAACAGAAGCCCUAAUAGUUAACAUCGCGGACCAGUCAAAACAAUCCUUUCUUCAUCCAAGACGAGUUACUUGAAAGCUGUGAACCGUUUACCAUUCGCUGAUAUCUAUAUAAUCAUCGAACGAAAUCCAGGGUGAAGAAAAAAAAAGGUUCAAAGUGACUUUAAGGAAAGCAGCUUCUUCUUGAAGAACGACAUCUCUCAUAAUAAUUAUUCGGUUAUUCCAUAGUAAUCUCUGCACAAAGCCCACAGUUAAUUGGUUCGUAGAACAAGUAAUCAAAGGCAUCGUUCAGCAGAUGUCUAUUGCGAGAAAGGGGUACAGGCACAAAUACAAAUCAGGCGAAACUAAAUAAAGAAAACUACAGAGUGACACCGAUUGUUGCCUUUCAAGUAGAAUAAACCGUACCAUUUGAUUGGCAAUUAUCUAGAUUUACUGGAUCACUAUGGUGAUUACAUGUAUUAUAUGAUAUGUAUGUACGACCGUACCGAUGCAAUAGUUAACGACAUAAAAUAUAUACAGACCAUUUCAGACAUCGCAUCGAUGACCCAUUUAUAUUCUAUAUUUCCAACCAGACAUAAUUCGAACUUCGUGCUCCUUCACGUCAUUUAGAAUACAAGCGAUCACUGAGUCACUAUGUAAAUUACCCGUCCUAUGACAUCAGAAAGACAUUGCAUGUUUUGAUAAUAAUUUCGAGGGGGAGAAAAUAAUCAGUAAAUCGCGCUCCGAAAUCUAACGCAGAGUUUGGAUAAGGAAGCUGUCAAGAGCUGAUCAGGAAUAUGCGCAGGGCAAGACAACUACUCUGUGACACAGUUUAUCUUGAAUCGUUUGAAGGGGGGUAGAGAUGGAACAGAAGAGCUGCUUAAGCAGUGGAGCAAGAAAUCACUGAUGUAAUGACCUGCUUACCCAACAUAAGUUAUAAAUAUUAUAUUAGCCAACAGAUAAAGUUAGGAAGUUAUAAUUGAAGCAAAAUAAAACUAAAGUUUCUUACAGUUCACUAUGCAGCUUGUUUUAAGCGUACUCAUAAAUUAAGCACAGAAAACAACUAUAUGGGAAACUCUGCGACUCUGCACCGAAAGCAUUCUGGAUCCUAUACGUUAUUAAUCACACAUAAACGUUUAUAGAACGACGAUAGGCGUACACGUAAAAAUAUAUACAGUUACAUAUUGAAUCUGUACUUUUUCUAUUGCAGGCAGUUAGGCUACGUAUUACAUACAGAUCGUGUUUACUAUACGAAUUUUUAUACGUAAAAUUAUAAUCGGCUUCAAUAAUUCUCCCGGGUAAAAAUAUAGCAUUGGACGUUGCAAGACCGAAUACAACCUUUGGCCUUUCGUGCUAAGGAGGCGUUUCGGCAAUAUAAAUGUAGUAUGUGGCAUGCCAAUAACAAUAAAUUUCAAGGAAAAAGAACGUUUUGUUGGA
Molecule: messenger RNA, 8311 nt
Organism: Varroa destructor (honeybee mite)
Lineage: Eukaryota; Metazoa; Arthropoda; Arachnida; Mesostigmata; Varroidae
Product: stress-activated protein kinase JNK-like
Biological process (GO): protein phosphorylation
Molecular function (GO): MAP kinase activity; ATP binding
Source: RefSeq, a predicted model, not a curated record